Ceratotherium simum simum (southern white rhinoceros) is the source of this 1799-nucleotide messenger RNA. Lineage: Eukaryota; Metazoa; Chordata; Mammalia; Perissodactyla; Rhinocerotidae. The record is from RefSeq and is a predicted model, not a curated record.
CCGAGCUGCGCCGGAGCAUGAGGUGAGCGGUCUGGGCUUGGAGCCCGCUUCGGGCCGGCACCGGGAAUUGAGAUGGUGACCUUGGUGAGGUGGCGGCCGCGGUGCCCUUGAUAGCUCGAAGGGGCAGAGAGUCGGUGGCGGUAUCCGCCCCCCGGGCUGCUCUCCGCCUCGCCCUGCCUGGGCGCGGAACCGUCGCGAGGUCACCCCCGCGCCGGGCUGCUGAGCCUCGGUCCCAGCACUGGGUGGAUCUUAUGGAGGCCAUUUGGAUUCUCAAGAAGACUUCUCAAAGUGGAAAACUGUAGAAUAACUGAAUCAGAAUCGUUGAUUCCACUAACUUGGACAUCACUGAUACAAAGGCUUAGCAGAGCACCUCGUAUUUUCUUGUUGGGUCAAAGAAAAAGAUUCUCAACCAUGCCUGAAACAGAAACAAAUCAGAGAGACUCUGAAUUGUUUUCACCACCCUCUGAUGUUAGAGGAAUGACAAAACUUGAUAGAACAGCUUUUAAAAAGACAGUCACCAUCCCGGUGCUUAAAGCGAGGAAAGAAAUUGUCAGUAAAUUGAUGCGAUCCCUUAAAAGGGCAGCACUGCAGCGCCCAGGAAUAAAACGUGUGAUUGAAGAUCCAGAAGAUGAAGAAAGUAGACUAAUUAUGUUGGAUCCCUAUAAAAUGUUUACUGAUGAUUCCUUUGAGAAAGCAGAACUCAGUAUUUUAAGGCAGCUUAAUGUCAACCCACAGAUAUCUAACUAUAAUUUGGAACUAACUUAUGAAAACUUUAAGUCAGAAGAAAUCUUGAGAGCUGUGCUUCCUGAAGGUCAAGAUGUGACUUCAGGGUUUAGCAGAGUUGGACAUAUUGCUCACCUGAACCUUCGAGAUCAUCAACUACCUUUCAAGCAUUUAAUUGGCCAAGUUAUGAUUGACAAAAAUCCAGGAAUCACUUCAGCAGUAAAUAAAAUCAAUAUUAUUGAUAAUACAUACCGAAAUUUCCAAAUGGAAGUGCUAUCUGGAGAGGAGAACAUGACGACAAAGGUUCGAGAAAACAACUACACCUAUGAAUUUGAUUUUUCAAAAGUCUAUUGGAAUCCUCGUCUCUCUACAGAACACAGCCGUAUCACCGAACUUCUCAAACCUGGGGAUGUCCUAUUUGAUGUUUUUGCCGGGGUUGGGCCCUUUGCCAUUCCAGUAGCAAAGAAAAACUGCACUGUAUUUGCCAAUGAUCUCAAUCCUGAAUCCCAUAAGUGGCUAUUGCACAAUUGUAAAUUAAAUAAAGUGGACCAAAAGGUGAAAGUCUUUAACCUGGAUGGGAAAGACUUCCUCCAAGGACCAGUCAGAGAAGAGUUAAUGCAGCAGCUGGGACCACUGUCAAAAGAAAGAAAACACUCUGUGCACAUUGUCAUGAACUUGCCAGCAAAGGCUAUCGAGUUUCUCAGUGCUUUCAAAUCGCUUUUAGAUGGGCAGCCAUGCAGCCAUGAACUCCUUCCCACAGUGCACUGUUACAGCUUUUCCAAAGAUGCUAACCCUGCUAAGGAUGUUCAGCGACGAGCUGGAGCUGUGUUAGGCAUUUCCUUGGAGGCAUGCAGUUCAGUUCACCUAGUGAGAAAUGUGGCCCCGAACAAGGAAAUGUUAUGCAUCACCUUUCAGAUUCCUGCUGCUAUACUAUACAAGAACCAGACCCUAAAUCUAGGUUUUCUGGAUUUGUUACAGAGAAUUAUGAAGAACCACCUCUUAAACGCCAGAGGACAGAUGAAUCCCUUUCAGAAGAAAAAACACAAAUUGCUUCAAUCACUUAAUUGAAAAUGUUU